Messenger RNA from Suillus subaureus, 612 nucleotides. RefSeq lists its product as uncharacterized. The transcript has 5 exons. The record is from RefSeq and is a predicted model, not a curated record. Bases 1 to 612 code for a protein of 203 amino acids. Lineage: Eukaryota; Fungi; Basidiomycota; Agaricomycetes; Boletales; Suillaceae.
AUGUCGUACACUGCUGGUGCUUCUAGUCAAGUCGAAAGACGGCUUGGUGGCAUGCCUGUGGUGCACGCAUUCACUCUCGUUGCUCAUCGAAAGGCCGUUGAUUUCAAAAAACGCGUCCAAACUCGGAAUGGGGAAUGGAACAUUAGCGAGCUGUUGAAGAUGGCUUGGAAGAAAGGAUAUCCGAAGAUUCUGAAGAAGCGGGACCUGCAGACAACCAGAUGUGGGGUCCAAAUCGCAUUUUCUUCCUCCCCCUUUGAUUUUGCCUCUCAUGCAUGGUGGUUCUCGAUACUCACUCCAUCAUCUGUGCAGCAGACUACCUUCUCUGACAUCACUCCUGUCAUUCGAGAAGUUACCGUUCACGCCAUCGUUAUGCUCUCCGCCAAGGUGUAUCCUUCCCGGACGUCGGGUCCCUCACUACGAUACCAAGCGCAAGUUCCAGUUCCUGUGUUCGGCAUGGACCACAAUGAUCAUGUUGUGCACGAUUCUCGUGCGGGCGUCAAGGCGUUGAUGGAAACUGCAGGCGGUUACGCCAAGAUCCGAUCAUCGUUUACUUACAGGAGUCCCAGAACUUUGACUGUUCAUUCGACUGAUCCCACGAGAGAGAAAGAAUGA